CAACACUGCACCUUAAUUUAAAAACAAAACUAUUAAUUUAUGUAAUUUUUAAGCAUAAAUGGCUCUUACAAAAGUCUACGAUGCCGUCACAGUGUUUAAACACCUAAACGGCAUUUUAAAUGUGUACAAACCGGCCGGCAUGAAAGCCAAGCACGUGCGCAAUGCCAUCCUUAGCAACAUUUGCAAAGGACUCAACGAAAUGAAGCAGCGCGAGCUUAGGAAGCUGCCAAAAGACACACCGCUCCUGGGCACUGGCACAGCCGCUGACAGCGUACUCCACAACAUAGCUAACAAUGAGGAUCUCUCGGACAACAUCCUGUCUGUUGGCCCGCGCUACCUGCCAAGGGACAUACGCUGCGCCACGGUUUCUAGUCUGGGCGAUCACACCAGCGGGGUCUUGCUCUUCGGGAUCAACAAAGGAAUAGGACAGUCCGGUUGCCUUCGGAAGAACCAGCUGGUGCGAGUUUACCACAUCACCGGCUGCAUGGGCACCGCCACAGAGAACCACCUGCCAGACUCGCACGUCACUGUGCGUUCCAACUACAGGCAUGUAUCUGCAGACAGGAUCAGUGGCCUGGCCGCCUCCAUGCAGGCAUCGCAUCAGCGAAAGAUGUUUGAGCUAUGUGGCGUUGACCUGCAGACCCAGGAGGCCUAUGAACUGGCCUGCAAGGGCCUUAUACGUCCAUCGGACGACAGUCAGCCCGUUAUCUACGGCAUCAAACUGAUACGCUUGGAAGGACCUUACUUUACUCUGGAACUCCAUGGCAUCAACGAGACGCAGGAGUACCUGGCCGCCCUGGUGCAUGACAUGGCCCUGGAACUGCGCACAGUGGCACACUGCUCUCAGCUGCGUUGCGUCCGUCAUGCCCACUUUGAUGUCAGGGAUAGCUUGCUGAGACACGGCUGGCACUUGCCUGGAAUCAUGAAGAAUCUGCGACAACAGAGGGAUAUUUUAAGAGAGCACCCAGAGCUUUUAAGGCAGGAACGAGUGGAGUUGCAUGCGUGAGAGAGUUCCUUUAAGAUUUGUAAAUAAAAAAGCUUAGAAAUUUGUAA
This is a messenger RNA of Drosophila kikkawai, 1053 nucleotides long. Its product is annotated as pseudouridylate synthase TRUB2, mitochondrial. NCBI's taxonomy places the organism in Eukaryota, Metazoa, Arthropoda, Insecta, Diptera, Drosophilidae. The record is from RefSeq and is a predicted model, not a curated record. Gene Ontology annotation, molecular function: pseudouridine synthase activity; RNA binding. Gene Ontology annotation, biological process: pseudouridine synthesis; RNA processing.